Racocetra persica is the source of this 247-nucleotide messenger RNA. The record is from the annotation of a GenBank genome assembly. NCBI's taxonomy places the organism in Eukaryota, Fungi, Glomeromycota, Glomeromycetes, Diversisporales, Gigasporaceae.
CAAUCGAUCAUCAACCAAAGUCAUCAUUUUUACAAAAUGAUUUGAUUAAAGUUUUAGCAGCGAUUUUAUUCUUUACAGGAAAUACUUUCGUGUUAUCGUCAAUGUAUGCGCUAGGUAUAACUGGAACUUAUCUUGGUGAUUACUUUGGUAUUCUAAUGGAUAGUCGAGUUACAUCUUUUCCAUUUAAUGUGCUUGAAAAUCCGAUGUAUUAUGGAUCGUCUAUGGUGUUUUUAUCCACUGCUUUAUG